Molecule: messenger RNA, 835 nt
Organism: Fimicolochytrium jonesii
Lineage: Eukaryota; Fungi; Chytridiomycota; Chytridiomycetes; Spizellomycetales; Powellomycetaceae
Product: ribosomal protein S27-domain-containing protein
Exons: 3
Coding region: 152-406 (84 amino acids)
Biological process (GO): translation; ribosomal small subunit assembly
Cellular component (GO): ribosome; cytosolic small ribosomal subunit
Molecular function (GO): RNA binding; structural constituent of ribosome
Source: RefSeq, a predicted model, not a curated record
GGACAAGCUCGACGUUGAAAAGGUCGUCCGUCCAUCCAUCCAUCCAUCCAUCCGUCCAUCCAUCCUAUUCAAACCUGCACAUCGCAUCGUCAGGCACACAGCACAACACACCAACGCAACCUCCAUCCAACGAAUCUAGGAACGAACAAACAUGACUCUCGCCGUCGACCUUCUUAACCCCAGCGCCGCGUCCGAGGCCCGUCGCCACAAGCUGAAACGUCUCGUACAGAGCCCCAACUCUUACUUCAUGGAUGUGAAAUGCCCGGGCUGCUUUAACAUCACGACCGUGUUCAGCCACGCUCAAACCGUCGUCCUUUGCGGGAGCUGCGCGACUGUUCUGUGCCAGCCUACGGGAGGAAAGGCAAGAUUGACUGAGGGAUGCUCGUUCCGCAAAAAGUCCGGUUAAGCAAAUCUCAGCAUCCUCCUGAAGCAUACGCAUAUCAUAUCACCACAUCCUCCCCGCAUGCAAUCUCGGCAGCCCGAUACCUUCUCGCUUGAAGCGAGGAUCCUCCCACCGGCUAACAUCCAGAACAUUACACGUCAUCACAACAUCCCACACCCAAUCGCCCUCGUCUUGCACAGUAUCGUUCCAUAUCAAUUUUGAAGACCUCCUUGAUGUUGUAGCGAAUUCUCAGAAUGGGAGAGGAAGGGAAAGAUGGGUUUGCGUGCCCUUGUUAUAGACGGCCACGCCACGCCCUUGAACUCACCGUGCGGGGUAGGCACCUGGCGUCUCUUGUACAUCACCUUUUUUGUCGCGUUUUCCCUAUAUGGGUGUUUCUUUAUUUCCCCCCUUUCGUGAUUCGAUGGUGAAUAGAAAGAAGCGGAUUGAAAUCUA